Pipistrellus kuhlii (Kuhl's pipistrelle) is the source of this 1657-nucleotide messenger RNA. RefSeq names its product ST8 alpha-N-acetyl-neuraminide alpha-2,8-sialyltransferase 1 (gene ST8SIA1). NCBI's taxonomy places the organism in Eukaryota, Metazoa, Chordata, Mammalia, Chiroptera, Vespertilionidae. Gene Ontology annotation, molecular function: alpha-N-acetylneuraminate alpha-2,8-sialyltransferase activity. Bases 262 to 1140 code for a protein of 292 amino acids. Gene Ontology annotation, biological process: oligosaccharide metabolic process; N-glycan processing. The record is from RefSeq and is a predicted model, not a curated record. The transcript is spliced from 6 exons.
CCAUGAUCGUGGCUCGUGACUUGCCGCCCGACCGCUUCCCCUAGAAAGAAAUCCUUGGGAAAAAAAGUUGCAUUAAAAAAAGAAAAGAAAAGAAAAUCCUUAAGCUCUGACCUUUGGGGCCGUGGAGGCCGAAGAAGCGUCUGUGCAAGUGCAAGCAAGAAAGCCAAAGGUGUGUGUGCAUGGGGGGCGCACUGUGCUGAGGCUCUGGUCGCCGCCCCCCUCCGCCCCUGCACCCCCCGCCCCCGGGACCCUGGGGCUGCGAUGAGCCCCUGCGGGCGGGCCCGGCGGCACUCGUCCCGAGGGGCCAUGGCUGUCCUGGCGUGCAAGUUCCCGCGGACCCGGCUGCCCGUGGGAGCCAGUGCCCUCUGCGUCGUGGUCCUCUGCUGGCUCUACAUCUUCCCGGUCUACCGGCUGCCCAACGAGAAGGAGAUCGUGCAGGCGGUGCUGCAGCAGGGCACGGCGUGGAGGAGGAACCAGACAGCGGCCAGACUUUUCAGGAAACAGAUGGAAGACUGCUGUGACCCCGCCCAUCUCUUCGCUAUGACUAAAAUGAAUUCCCCCAUGGGGACGAGCAUGUGGUAUGAUGGGGAAUUUUUAUACUCCUUCACCGUCGACAAUUCAACUUAUUCUCUCUUCCCCCAGGCAACCCCAUUCCAGCUGCCCUUGAAGAAAUGUGCGGUGGUGGGAAAUGGUGGGAUUCUGAAGAAGAGUGGCUGUGGCCGUCAAAUAGAUGAAGCAAAUUUUGUCAUGCGAUGCAAUCUUCCUCCCUUGUCAAGUGAAUACACUAAAGAUGUUGGAUCCAAAAGUCAUCUAGUGACAGCUAACCCCAGCAUAAUUCGGCAAAGGUUUCAGAACCUGCUGUGGUCCAGAAAGACAUUUGUGGACAACAUGAAAAUUUAUAACCACAGCUACAUCUAUAUGCCUGCUUUUUCUAUGAAGACAGGAACAGAGCCUUCCCUCCGGGUUUAUUAUACACUGUCAGAUGUCGGUGCCAAUCAAACAGUGCUCUUUGCUAACCCAAACUUUCUGCGUAGCAUUGGAAAGUUCUGGAAAAGUAGGGGAAUUCAUGCCAAACGCCUGUCCACCGGACUCUUUCUGGUGUGCAAGCUGUUUUUUCAAGAGCAAAUCUGCAGAGGCUAGAGGUAAGAGGCAAAGAGAAAAAUUCAAUUCCUCUCCUUUCUCUAACAGUAUAUAGGCUGACUACCAGUCGAUGGAUACAUUUAUUCUGUAAAAGGGUUUUUAGCUUAGAAUAUGAAAUGAAAUCACCCUUGAAGUGUACAUGGAAAUACUUCUUUAUAAUGAAGCCACAGUCUGCUGGCAGGAGGUGUAGGGAAAAUCAGUACUCUUCAUUCCAUCUUUCUCACGUAAAAUAGAGCAGGUAAGAAAAAAACUUUAAUUGGUACUUUUUAUAGUCAGACUUAAAAAACACACACACACAGUACCUAUCUCUUUUGGUUCUGCUUUAGCUAUUUCUUUCCACAGACUCUAAAGCAAUGUCAUAGGAGGAGGUUUGCUGUAAAAACAUGUCUUUUCCUUUGGUGUAUUCAUUAUAAUUAUGGCUGGUAGUGAGAAGGUUCACUAAGACUCAAUUUCUCUACCUCCCUUACUUGGAGAAAAUCUGGAAAUGUAAUCUGUGAAUAAAAUAUUUUUUAAAAUA